This is a messenger RNA of Zychaea mexicana, 1379 nucleotides long. RefSeq names its product P-loop containing nucleoside triphosphate hydrolase protein. Gene Ontology annotation, biological process: proteolysis; protein catabolic process; protein folding. Bases 93 to 1286 code for a protein of 397 amino acids. Gene Ontology annotation, molecular function: ATP binding; ATP hydrolysis activity; ATP-dependent protein folding chaperone. The record is from RefSeq and is a predicted model, not a curated record. The transcript is spliced from 9 exons. NCBI's taxonomy places the organism in Eukaryota, Fungi, Mucoromycota, Mucoromycetes, Mucorales, Lichtheimiaceae. Gene Ontology annotation, cellular component: mitochondrial matrix.
AGACCACCAUCGGCCUACGCUCCCACAGGACUAUUAUGCAAGCAGUCCAAUACAAGGUGUCGGGGCUGCGGAAUUAGUGCCAGCUGAACGUUAUGAGACGGGCGUGGCUCAAUCCACCAACCCAAAUGGGUGGUAUGCGAUCUUUGGCAGAUUCUGAAAGCAAAGCUUCAUCUGCUAUUGAUACAGACACUGACGUGCAGGACACGACCGUGUAUGAGAAGAGUAAUGUUUUACUUAUCGGCCCGACUGGAUCUGGCAAAACGCUUCUGGCAAGAACAUUGGCCCAGGUAUUACAGGUUCCGUUCUCCAUGUCGGAUGCAACCCCGUUUACGCAGGCAGGCUAUGUAGGCGAAGAUGUUGAAUUGGUUAUUCAGCGAUUAUUACAGUCAUGCGAUUACGACGUGAAGAAAGCCGAAACGGGUAUAGUAUUUAUCGACGAAAUCGACAAGAUUGCACGACGAUCCGACUCGCUAUCGACUUCACGAGACGUGUCUGGUGAAGGUGUACAGCAAUCUCUAUUACGUAUGUUGGAAGGAACUGUGGUGAAUGUAACCGACAAGUCGGGCGCUAGCAGUAGUCAAAAUCGUCGCGGUGGCAUGCCUGGAUCGCUUGGAAAUGGACAAAAUGGCGGCAAGGGCGAAACCUAUGCUGUAGACACAAGCAACAUUUUGUUUAUACUCAGUGGAGCAUUUAUUGGGUUGGAAAAGACGGUGCAGGAUCGUUUGGCGAAAGGAUCUAUUGGUUUUGAUGCGACUUUACGUUCACCCUCAGAAGAUCGGAUAGAGGGACUGGAUGGAGGUCAUCCACUGUCUCUUGUUGAGCCUUCAGAUCUUGUAAAAUAUGGUUUGAUACCAGAAUUCGUGGGACGCUUACCAGUCCUUGCAUCAGUGAACAACUUGUCGGUUGAUGAUCUUGUCCGUGUCAUGACCGAGCCUAAAAAUUCGUUGUUGCGGCAAUACGAAGGCCUGUUUGAUCUUAAUCAGGUUGAGUUACAUUUCAGUAAAACGGCAUUGCAGAACAUCGCCGGACAAGCGAUAGAGAAAAAGACGGGUGCUCGUGGUUUACGUCGGAUCAUGGAAAACAUUCUUUUGGAUCCCAUGUAUGAUACACCUGGAACAAUUAUCCGCCAUGUAGUGAUCGACAGCAAGGUAAUCUCCAAGGAAAAGUCAGCCAUUUAUCUUGAUGGCGACAAGAAGCAUAUGGCGACACAGAUUGUUGCUGAGGAUGACGAUGCACCUAUCGAUAAGGCAGAGCCCACUGUGCGCCAACAGAUGACCCAAGCAUAACAGAGAAAAAAGAACAGGCUCUCUGAUAGCAGCUGUAGUCGGUCAGUAGAUUUCUACACGCAUUCUCUCUUUUCAUCAUCUCCACUUGUAUUA